UCAAUUCCAACAUCCUUCAGUUGGGUUUGCAUCUCUUCUCUUUCCUCAUACUACUUCUUGUCAUUCUUGGACCGCGAUACCUCAGAGAGUGGAUUUUCUGUCGUAGUCAAAAUCGAGGGUCUUAGAACCAGCCACAGCCAUGUUGUCAUCCUCUCUUACCGCCUUGCCGCCCACUUCGGAAGCUCCUACUCUUCCUUCAGAGCCCUCUCCACCUAGGCCGGCCCCUAAGCGUACAUAUGGACGCGCCAAACACGUCUCUCCGCCACCAGACAAGGUGGAAUUUUCCUCAAUUACCAACACUUCUGAAUUUGGCGAGCCGUCUUCUGCAAGAGAUAAUACGCUUGUUAACAGAUGGACAGAUCUAUCAUCUAACUGGAGGAGUCAGCUGGCUGAAAUAGAUGCCCCACGCGAUGGUGCGGGGCUAGCAGAAGACCCAGAAGAACUGGCACGCGAGAUGGCACGACUGAGGGGCGAAUUGAGGGGUAAAAAUGGUUCGACCUCUACCUUGGUCACCGAGGAACAAGAUCACACACGAAAAUUAACUGCCAAAGCGACCGGCGGCCUUACUGUAUCUGUCAACGGAUCUUCGCAGGCAUCACCAUUUUCCAUGCCGCCCUCAUCGCCACCCAAGCGCCACUCGUCACAAGCGAGCUCUGCAUUGUCAGAACCACAAUCACUGCUACAAGUUUCGGAGGCCUCAGAGACGACCGAAGAGGAGUCUUAUGUCCUAAAUCGACUUUUAAAAGGGAAAUCUCGAAGCGUUAUCGCGUCUGAUGAGGAAGAGGAGGAAGAGGAGGAAACACCCAAGCGCCGAGCGCGUUCAGAGUCCAGUCAAAGCGCGUCUCCUCCUCUUUUCUCUAGCCAGGAGGAGUUGACAGAGCAGAAUCCUACUGAGAAGGAUGCAGACUCUGACAAAGAGAAGGAUGAUGGCGAAGAUCAAGAUAUCGGGGCACUUCUGGCGCAACAAAACGAGGAAGUGGAGACCCAUGGACAGAGAGAACAAGAGAGAGCGAAAGAGGGACAAUUUUCGCAGGCUCGUGAAGAUCCCUUAGCAGAGCUGAACGACCUGUUCUCCGACGAUAAAGAUUCGGAUGAACAUGAAAAGUCGAAUAAUAAGGGUCUCAACAAGCGGAAUAAGGAAACAAUGUAUAGGGAAAUCGAUGCUGCAAAGCGCCAACGCCCUGUCCACCUCCCUAAACCAAAUGCGAAAUUGGCGCCUCUGGGCGAUUGGCUCAACAAGUGGAAAGCCGUGAAAGAUAGCUCUCCCCCUCCUCAUCAACUCGUGAUCAAGGAAGCAUCGCCCGCCCCACAACCGCUAAUAAUUCCCUCCUCUGAGAAUGACCCGAUAACGCUCUUCACCCCAAGUUCCACCGCCCAUGUGCACGUCCCUUCGACCCAAAUCAAAACAUCCACCAUCAGCUCCUCCCCUACUCCCAAUUCAAUCCUUCGCCCUUCCCGUGACUACUCCAAAUCGAGAAUAAGCCAGUCUUCUAGAGUGCUAGGGACUUCUGAGCCAAAUGAGCAGGAAGAAGAGGACGAAAACCAAGAUUUCGGUGCAUUCAUGGAGAAGGAGGAGAAGAAAGAUACAGCUGCGGAGAAGCAAGCUGAGAAGAUGAGAAACUUGAAAGAAAUUAAGGCAAAAUUGGCGCGUGAAGCGGCUUUGCGAAACAAACCAAAAUCGAAAGCAGACGAUGACGACGACCUCGAUAUCGUCCAAGGCUCGCGCGACUUUCUUCUUGAAGGUAGAGGCCGGGCAGGCGGUAGUGUCAAACCGAAUACUAAAACUCUGGAUAUUAUCCGUGCUGCUGCCUCUCGCAGAUCGACCACACCUUUUGAGAAGGGCGGUCCGAAACCCCAGUCGAUGUCCCAAGAAGCGACUGAAACCUAUGUCCUUCAUGCCGCCCACACGCCCAACCAUGCUUCUUCUAAAUUCCUUAACGGUGGUGUGCGUCCUGCGGGCCAGAAGAAGGGCAGGGACGGCGCCAUCUCGCAGGCCAAGUUGAAUGCAUACAUAUUGGAUAAGCAUAGGCAACAGGCGAACAUGACGAAGGGGAAGAAGGAGGAGCAAUGGGGAAGAGGGAGGAUUUUGCCUGAAAGAGUGACGCAGGACGUGGAUGAACUUGUAACGCAAGCGGAACAGGCUGGUGAGGAGGAAGAUGAAGACGGAGAUGAGGAUGAAGAUGAUGGGGAGUACGCACCGGAUGAUGAAAGUGAAGAGCAAGAAUUGGUGUAUAGCGGUGAAGAGGAGGAAGAUGAGAAAAGUGAGGAACUUCCGAUGAAGGACGAGCCUAUUGCCGACACCUCUGGAGACAAGGGAAACCAAUCCCAGUCUGAAGAAGAGGAAGAGGAGGAUUCAGCGCUUAUUCUCAAACGAAAAAGUAAAAAGCCUCGUGCCUCGGCACGGGUUCUUGAAUCAGACGACGAGGAUGAAUCUGUGCCUCCUAAAGCUCCUACCCCUCGCGAGCCACUGGCAGAAACCGCCAUCUCUAACCUCGCGCCGCUGGCCGCUGAUAUCGAUAUAGACCUUGCAGGGUUUGGUGAGGGUGGUAUGUCGCAGUUAUUCGAUGCUACCCAGAUCGACAACGCUGGCGACGGGGAGGAUGCUUUUGCAGAGUUGCGCAACCGGAAACCUGUCGGCCUCCUUCCAACCCAGUUAGAGCUCCCACCUCUCCAGAUCUCUGAAAGCCAAGCGCUCAGAGAUGAUCAGCUCGUCAUUGCCGCUAUUGAGGACGCUGCAAUGGAGCGGGCGAGGGAAUUGGAGGAACCUGCGAAGCGAUAUCUGAACACACAAGGAUUGUUUACCCAAACCAAACCGACGACGCCUGAUGAGGAUUACGAUCCUUCCUACGCCCUUGGCGGUGGCAGUCCUACUCCUCUCACCCAGCGUGAUACUCAAUAUGCGAAUUCAAUGGGACAAACUUUCCCGAGGCGUAAUGGCGACAUGGUCUCUUCUGAUCAAUUUAGCCCUACUCAGAAGUUGACUCGACUCAAGAGAAGAGUUUCAGGAUCGCCUCGUUCCCCUGACCGUUUACGAGAAAGUUCCCCUGAAGCCAGCGCCGAUGAACUUGAGCCAACACAAGUUUCCGAGGAACAACAAAAUGCCUUUGACGUCUUACGCGCUGGUGCCAGAUUGGCAGCCAAUCCCCUUGACAUCCCUAUCAUCGAAGCUGAGAGAAAGAAGAAGGGUAAGAAUAAGUCUGCAUUCCUUGAGGCGGAAGCCGAGGAGAGCGACGAAGGUGAUGGUGGAUGGAUGAAGACAACUGGUGGCGAAGACGAAAACUCUGGAGAUGAAGGAGAUGAUCGCUUUCUCGAGGAACUUGUCGACGACGCCGCCGUUUCUGCAGAGGAGAAAGCCCGUCAGGAUGAGCUGGCUGCACAGAUGAGAAAGCAGAUUGAAGACGAGGAUGACGCAAGAAGACUAGAGGAGGCGAGGAAGAUUACCGAGGGUGAACAUAGGAAGAGGAGAAAAGGGCAGGACUUCUACGACGAUGAUAGUGAUGAUGAGGGCGUGAGAUUGAAGAAGCUCUCUAGAAAGGAGCGAAAAAGGAGAGAACUGGGUAGAGCAGAGGGUUUACUAGAUGGCGAGAUCAAUGUCUUCGAGCAGGAAUAUCACAGGGAUCUGGACUCUGAUCAGUCUGACGUUGGCGAAGAAGAGUAUCACCCAUCUGUGCUUGGUGGUGUUGAGCGUCUGUCACCGGAACCUGAGCCUGUCGAGAGAUUAUCAUACGGCGACAGAAGAGUGCGACUCCAGAAGGUUGCAAAGAUGAAUGCCCAGAGGGACAUGGAAACCAUGGAUCAGGAGAUGGACGCCGAGCUAGGUUUAGGUGUGAAGCACCACAUCUCUGGACGUUCUCGCGCAACUGCCAUUCAUCUAGGAAUUGACGAAGACGUAAUUAUGAAGGAUUCAAACUUCAAUAUCAAGCGUAACGUUAGGUAUACCAAAAAGAUGGAGCAAGUGCCUGCUGAGGAUGAUGACCUCGUUACCUACUCUUCACACAAGAGAGAUGGUGACCGCCUUCAGCAAUUUGAAGCCUAUCUGCGAAAUGAAAGCACCUAUAAUCGAGGCGUCAAUUCAAGAGGUGGUGGGGGCGGUAAUUUCUCUGUUAUUAGACGUAAUGGAGGAAAUUCGAACUCCGGUAUAGGAGAAAAUAUGGGCAAUAGUGUAGGCGGUGACGUUUUCGGCAGAGGAAGACCCGGGCCGAUGCCGCAAAGGAGUAGCACAAUGUCUAGCAGUUCGAGCGGCCUAGUUGGGUUAUCCAAAGGAGACAAAUUCGCCUGAUGUGGUACUAUAAAGCCUAUGUGCUCGUGAUUCUUGGGCGGUAAUAUUAGCAUCUUCAGUAUCUUCAAUAUUGUUUGUUUUUAGACUUGUAUGUAGCUUCCCUCCUUGUUUGUGCAUCUUAAAAUCGGUAUGCAUGAGACAUGACAAC
Messenger RNA from Cryptococcus deneoformans JEC21, 4427 nucleotides. RefSeq lists its product as hypothetical. The transcript has 9 exons. Bases 140 to 4279 code for a protein of 1379 amino acids. NCBI's taxonomy places the organism in Eukaryota, Fungi, Basidiomycota, Tremellomycetes, Tremellales, Cryptococcaceae. The record is from RefSeq and is a predicted model, not a curated record.